This is a messenger RNA of Salvia splendens (bonfire salvia), 915 nucleotides long. RefSeq names its product LOB domain-containing protein 41. The record is from RefSeq and is a predicted model, not a curated record. NCBI's taxonomy places the organism in Eukaryota, Viridiplantae, Streptophyta, Magnoliopsida, Lamiales, Lamiaceae. Gene Ontology annotation, biological process: regulation of gene expression. The coding region runs from base 71 to 721 and encodes 216 amino acids. The transcript is spliced from 2 exons.
CCGGCUGCUGCAUAUAUAUGUAUAUAUACACAUCGACAACUGACAAACGUAGUAGAGAUAUAGAGUAAAAAUGAGGAUGAGCUGUAAUGGAUGCCGAGUUCUAAGGAAAGGGUGCAGCGACAAUUGCAGCAUUAGGCCCUGUUUGGAAUGGAUCAAAAGCCCAGAGUCUCAGGCCAACGCAACCGUCUUCCUCGCCAAAUUCUACGGACGCGCCGGCCUCAUGAACCUCAUUAAUGCCGGCCCCUCCCAUCUCCGCCCUGGUAUAUUCAGGUCGUUACUCUACGAGGCGUGCGGGCGGAUCGUGAACCCGAUAUACGGGUCGGUGGGGCUGAUGUGGUCGGGGAGCUGGCAGCUCUGCCACAGCGCGGUCGAGGCGGUGCUCAGAGGGGCUCCCGUCACCCGGAUGGACACCGACGCGCCCGAGGCUAAAACCGGUCCGCCCUAUGACAUUCGACACGUCAACAAGGAUAAUCUGACCAACCCGCGCCGGGUUAGGAACAAGCGAUCGGGGAAACGGGCUCGGCUGUCUGAGGAAGUUAAUGGCUCGAUUAGCCAUGAGUCGUCGUUGAGCCACCAGUCCCAGCAGAGUUUGGACGCUUCGGCUGGGGAAGGAGAAAUUGAGCUGGACUUGACGCUAGGGUUCGAGCCGAUUAGGACACCAAAACGAGCCGAGUCUGGUUUCUCUGAAAUGGAGUUGCGGCUGGAUUGUCUGCCCUCGUGAUCCACGCCUCUAAUAUUUUAUUACUAAUAUUUUUCGUUUUCCAGCUGAAGUUUUGUUAAGUGCUGUAUAGCGAAGCUAAAAGUGUUUCUUUUGAGCGGUAUAACCUUGGGGUGAUGAUAGUCGAUCUAGAUGUAAUGUUACUAUCAAUCAAUAAAAUGGAAUAGGAUGGCAUAAGAUGUCCACCUUUUCAUACA